GACAUUUUACCCAUCCUUAGAUUGCACAUCUUGCUUACCUCGUGGCGAAAUUUUUUAUUUCCCUGAUUAAUUGUUGAUUUGCAUUGUAUAUCGAGAUGCCGGGUGUAGAAACAAUUAAAUCUUCUUGGGCCGAUGAGGUGGAGCUGGACUAUGGCGGCCUGCCGCCUACCACCGAAACUGUAGAGAAUGGUCACAAAUAUGUUACCGAAUACAAAUACAACAAGGAUGACAAAAAGACCAAGGUGGUGCGCACAUACAAAAUCUCCAAGCAGGUUGUGCCGAAAACAGUGGCCAAGCGACGCACUUGGACGAAAUUUGGUGAAUCGAAGAAUGACAAGCCCGGCCCAAAUUCCCAAACGACUAUGGUAUCUGAGGAGAUUAUUAUGCAGUUUCUCAACUCCAAGGAGGAUGAGAAGGCUAACGACCCGCUUUUGGAUCCCUCCAAGAAUAUUGCCAAAUGCCGUAUUUGUAAUGGAGAGCAUUGGUCGGUUAAUUGCCCAUACAAAGGCACAGCCAUGGACACUAAUCUCAUGGAAAAGAAGGCAGCUGCUGCAGCUUCUGCUGCUGUCGAUGCACCAAAAUCUGGAAAAUAUGUGCCACCCUUCCUGAAGGACAGCCAAAAGGGCGGCAUGGGUAUGCGCGGACGCGAUGAUACGGCCGCCAUUCGCAUCUCCAAUCUAUCGGAAUCGAUGACCGAAGCCGAUCUGGAGGAACUGGUAAAGAAAAUUGGCCCGCAGAGCAAAAUGUAUUUGGCCCGCGACAAGAAUACCGGCCUUUGCAAAGGAUUCGCCUAUGUGCAUUUCAAGCAGCGUAAAGACGCAGCGGCGGCGAUUGAAAUUCUUAAUGGUCAUGGUUAUGAUCAUUUAAUUCUUAGCGUGGAAUGGUCCAAGCCCCAGAACAAUUAGACCAGGACCUUAUGUGGUGGAUCACAUAAAAUAUUCUUAAGCGUAUAAGUUUGCUAACCAUAAUACCAAUAAUAAAUUCAAAAACUCGCUACCCGAAA
Drosophila willistoni is the source of this 1003-nucleotide messenger RNA. RefSeq names its product eukaryotic translation initiation factor 3 subunit G-1 (gene eIF3g1). The coding region runs from base 96 to 905 and encodes 269 amino acids. The record is from RefSeq and is a predicted model, not a curated record. Gene Ontology annotation, molecular function: translation initiation factor activity; RNA binding. NCBI's taxonomy places the organism in Eukaryota, Metazoa, Arthropoda, Insecta, Diptera, Drosophilidae. The transcript is spliced from 3 exons. Gene Ontology annotation, cellular component: eukaryotic translation initiation factor 3 complex; cytoplasm.